AUGGGUGUAUGUCUGCAUUUAGACCUUUCAUUGUAUGGUGCACAUGGGUUGGGUGUGUCAAUGUGUAUACGAGUUCAGGAAAGUCCACAUUGCCCCCUCCUGUUGGAGAGUCUGGGUGAACCAAUCGAUGAAGCAUCAUUCCACAUGAAUGAAGAUUCCAGGACGAAGGUCACAUUGGCAGAAACCACAGCAACACGGCCGCCAUGCACGGCAGCCUUUGGGUUGUGUGAUAUUCGCGGCCUCUGUAUAUUCUCCGCUCGUGGAGAGAAGUUGUUGUUUUUAAAUGUGGCUGAACGGGUAAAUAUCGACUAG
Molecule: messenger RNA, 312 nt
Organism: Ostreobium quekettii
Lineage: Eukaryota; Viridiplantae; Chlorophyta; Ulvophyceae; Bryopsidales; Ostreobiaceae
Source: the annotation of a GenBank genome assembly